GAGAGAAUUCAAGAUGGCUGCUACAGGUUCUUUAUAAAGGGCUAACUCUCCUGGAUCCCAUUGUGCAUGAAGCUCUCCUGAGGUCGUGGUGUCUUUAAGUGCUGUGUUGUCCAGCGUCCCUCCUGCCUCUCAUCAUGUCCUCCACCUCCUCCUCCUACUCCUCCUCGGGGGAGACCAGUCCGGAGGAUGUACCCCGAGGUGGGGGCACCAUCCGAGUCUACCUCCCCAACAAGCAGAGGACCGUGGUGAAUGUUCGACAAGGACAGACUGUGCACGAGAGUCUAGAUAAAGCGCUCAAAGUGAGAGGUCUAAGCCAGGAGUGCUGUGCUGUAUUUCGCCUUCUAGAAGGUCGUAAGAGACUGACAGACUGGGACACAGACAUCACUCCUCUGGUUGGAGAGGAGCUUCUGGUCGAGGUCCUGGAUGAUAUUCCCCUUACCAUGCACAACUUUGUACGGAAAACCUUCUUCAAGCUGGCUUACUGUGAUUUUUGCCACAAGUUUCUUUUUAACGGCUUCAGAUGUCAGACAUGCGGCUACAAGUUUCACCAGCACUGCAGUAGCAAGGUCCCCACUGUGUGUGUUGACAUGGACACAGUGAGCAAACGGUGUGAUCCCCAUCCCUGCACAGAUGAGUACCCUCGGAUAUUAUUGCCAGAUAAUUCCCCGUCACAAAGCAACAUGGCCUUAACCCCAGAGCCUCCUGGGAUGGACCUCCUGUCCCCGACAUCAGCCUUUCCCUUCCCCAUGCCUGGCGGAGACGGCCAGUCUCUACAGAGGCAUCGCUCCACCUCCACCCCCAAUGUUCAUAUGGUCAGCACAGUGGGCCCUGCUGGUGUCAGCAUCAUAGAGGAAGCACUAAAAUCCUCAAACAAUAUUAUAGGUUCUGAGUCGUCACCGAAGCCCUCCACAAGCCCACCCACCUCUAUGGGCUCUCCAGGGAGGAGACCGCCCAAAUCCCCCUCAGAGCACAAGGAACGCAAGCCCUCCUCAUCUGACGACAAAAAGAAAGUGCACCGAGGAGGCUACAGGGACUCGAGUUACUACUGGGAGGUUCACUGGAAAGAAGUCACCAUGCAGAAGAGAAUAGGCGCCGGAUCCUUUGGAACCGUCUUCAAGGGCAAGUGGCACGGAGACGUGGCGAUCAAGAUCCUUAAAGUCACAGAGCCGACGCCUGAGCAGCUACAGGCCUUCAAAAACGAAAUGCAGGUCUUACGGAAGACUCGCCACGUCAACAUCCUGCUGUUUAUGGGUUACAUGACUAAGCCCAACUUCGCUAUCAUCACUCAGUGGUGUGAAGGCAGCAGCCUCUACCGCCAUCUGCACGUCUCCGAAACUAAGUUUGACACUAUGCGGCGCAUCGAUGUGGCCAGACAGACAGCACAGGGCAUGGAUUAUCUUCACGCAAAGAACAUAAUUCAUCGAGACCUGAAAUCAAACAAUAUUUUUCUCCACGAGGGCUGGACCGUUAAGAUCGGUGACUUCGGCUUGGCCACGGUGAAAUCUCGGUGGAGCGGUUCUCAACAGGUAGAACAACCCAGCGGAUCCAUUCUCUGGAUGGCUCCUGAGGUGAUCCGAAUGCAGGACAGCAACCCAUAUACAUUCCAGUCUGAUGUAUACGGCUACGGAGUGGUGCUGUUCGAGCUGAUGUCAGGGCACCUGCCUUACUCAAAUAUCAACAACAGAGACCAGAUAAUCUUUAUGGUUGGACGCGGUUAUUUGUCUCCAGACCUCAGUAAGCUGUAUAGUACCUCACCCAAGUCAAUGAAAAGGCUGAUUGUUGACUGCCUGAAGUUCAACCCUGAGGAGAGGCCCCUGUUUCCACAGAUCCUGGUAUCCAUUGAGCAAGUUCAAGACCUGCUGCCAAAAAUAGAGCGGAGUCGCUCCGAGCCCUCACUCCACCGGGCCGUCCACGCCGAGGACCUGAACCCCCUCCUGUUCCACACCACCAGGCUGAUGCCCCUCUAAGCCGGCAGCACUGGGCAGAGAGGCUGUCACCUUUGUCCAAAACCGCAGCAUUCCCCCCCGUGCCUCAGAGAGGCUACAGCUGGCUGGCCUGACAGACCAUGACCCCUCCCAAAACCCCCACCCCCACCCCCUUAACUCGCUCCCUGCCUCUGCACAGCCACGGAGCUGCAGUACUCAGUAACAACCUGCAGGAAUAACCAUAACACAUCCUUUUAGUCUUUUCCUUUCAUACAAGAGACAAAGAUCUGCUCAUUAGGUGAAAUGAUUGUCUGCUGUUAUUGUAAAUAUGUCAGCUGGCCUCAGAUUGGGCCAGCUGAUGAUCUCAAAUUGGGAAAAUGUAACCAAUAGGCUUUAGAUACUCCGACCUACUGCAAGGUAUUGUCAGUUGUGUGGAGGAAAACAUAAAAAGCACAACACUGCAAUAUAGCAUCAGUCAUUUUUAACGGUAAAAUAGUCUUACUCUGACCUUUUGAGGAGCACUGUGAUCAUCUGCAAAUAUUUAAACCAGCUGCUGGUUCAGGUCACUUUAUCAGCUCUACUUCAAAUAUCCAGUCGUCACGCGUCCCUUUAUUUAAGCACGUGAUAUGAAAGCAAAGUGAGGGUAAAAGCUUGGACGCUGUCUCACAGGGAAACCUCCGGUAUUCACUGUUUUCACAAAUGUUCAACAGUUGAAAUGAAUGAGAAAGAGAUGGAAUUGAGAGCGAAUGCAAUAUUUUUAACCAUAAUAUCAAACUGACAUGAGAAGCAGAGGAAGAGGAAGCCCAAACUAGUAGAAGCCUGCAAUAGAUCGGCAACUUCAGACACUGUACUGUACAAAAACAUGUAGAGGAAAAAUAAAAAAGGAUGAUUUAUCUUGUUGAAAUGACAGCAUGACAAUGAAAGGCUUGAUAAACAGAUAAGAACACGGAGUUAUUUUCUCUUCCACUAAAUAAUUAGAAUCAUUUCUCUCUUAUCUGGCAGAUAAAACAGGCACCCGGGUGUCUUUCAAAUCAAGUUGGAACAGAGUGCGCACCAAUGUCGCAACAGACUAAAAUAGUUAAAUGCCAAAAGAGUGUUUGACAUGUGGAAGUUGAACCGCUGACUCAUCAGGGAGUGAUAAAAUCGGAUGUACACACAAAUAUAGAAAUGUGCAUUUUCACACGGUCCCUUGUUCAGUCUUAAACCUUUUCUAAAUUGGGAACAACACAGACACAGUCCAGGUUAAACUGGUUUCACUACUUUUCUUCUGAGCAACCAAAAUAACCUUUUUUCUUUUUAAAAGAGACGCUGUCAGUUCCCGAAACUGAAUCAUUUCCUAUAUUUAUAAUGUUAUUUACAUCACCAGGAUAUUUUUCUCAACUUGAUUUAAAUGUGUUCAGACUGAACACAGGAUUAAACUGUUAGGACCAAUAUUUGUACAGUGUAAACAGAAGGAUACAUCUUUUUUUUAAUAAGCCAUUCUAAUAUUCAACAUUUCUUAACCAAAAAAAAAAAAAAAAAAAAAUCCAAGUGUUGUUUUUGCCAGUGCAGGAAUAAAAGUCUUUGAAGCACCAUUUAAAUCAUCACAGGACACUAACACCCAGCAGAAUGUUAAUAGCUCAGAUUCAUCUCAAUAGAAAAAUACAAUAGUACGGAUUAUUUCACACUCAGGCACACAUGUUGUAGCUGUGAGCGCACUCGAGGUGUUUUAUUCCCCUUUUUCAUUUUUUCACUAGUUCAGCAGCAGAACGUCAUCACGCUCCACACUGCAGGACUGCAGGUCAGAUGGCUUUUUGCUUACAAUGUUUCUUUUUUUUUCAUUAUAGUCUAACGAAGAUUUGACAGAUGUUAGCAAGUCGCAGUCUUAAUGUAAACGGUUAGUUGUAUUGCUGCUACGUAAAGUAAUUUUUUUGUUUUUUGCACCUCAGAUGAGACAUACUGAGAGUCGAGCGCAGUGCUGCAGCACAGCCUCACUGACCUGUAUUAAAUCUUGUGCAUUUGUAGUCUUAAAAGUAUCUUCUUCAUGCUCCCGAACAUGAACACACACGCACGCACUCUGAACUAGCACUGUAGCUGUUGGUGAUGCAUUAACACUGUGGUUGAUAGGCUGGACACUCUGGUAGGUGUGACAAGUGUUUUUUGUUUGAGUUUUUUUGUAAUAUAACAACAUGAUGUUUAUUUUUCACAAAUGACCACAGUUGGAGGCGAGGUGGAAAGUCUUCACCACCGCCCGGCAGCACCACUCUGAUCUAUUAAGUAUUGUAGUCUCCACACCAAGGGAAACAAGCAUGGGAAACCUGUUGAUAGCCAGAGCAGCACAGUGGUCAAAGUAGCUGAAUGUACAACCAAACCAACGUUUUUCAGCCGAGCUCAUCCGUCCGCACUCCGCCCACCAGCGUGAAAGAUCCCUCACAUCGCUCACAGUGUUCAUCACAAGCUGCUGUUUUUCUCCUCACCAUCACCAUUCAGCUCCUGAGCUCUAUUCAGAUCAGGAUUGUAUCUGACCCGCCUGAUCGGUCAGUACUCAGGUGUGACAGCUUCAUGAUGCAAUAAACUUCCAAUGGAUUGUGGCUGAAACGGUUAAUUAAAGGGCACAGCUGCACAAAUACCAUCCCUUGUAAUGAUGGCGGGUGGAGCUGCAGUAUAUGAGACAUUGAGAAGAGAGUCUUUAUAAUCGGGCUGACGUCGCUGUGUUCCUCAAAUUGUCAGGUGGCUACCUGUGCCUUGCUGAUAGGGACACUACUCCCAUUUAAGAACAAAAUGCAUCAUGGAAUUUAAAUCACAGGGAGGAAUUAGUAUUUUGGGUUGGGUUUUUUUUGGACAAACUGAGCCCCUUUUUCAUGGAUUAUAAAUCUAAUCCCAAACAAAAGCACAAUACAUCAGAAAUGUGCAGGAGGGACUUGGUGCGAGCCUCUCCUUUUUACUUGAAGCACACCCAGAGCUGUAUUUCCUCUUCUCCAGCACUCUGUGACACUAGUGGAAAGUACUGUAUUUCUAGAAAGCUUCUAGUAGCAAUGUGAGUGAUUUCUAAUAAGGCUUCAGCAGAAUAUAACGCAGAAUCUGCUUCGACGCACCUGAAAGCCGUCUGUUUUUUGUUUUUUUAGAAUCGAAUAUAUAUAUAUAAGCCAUAAUUGUACAAUAAUGUUUUAUAAAGAACGUUUUUAACGUCAUCUUCAACCAGACCGGUGACGGCGUACAUCCUGAGCUGUUUUGAGUACGGUCUAUUUACCACUCGAACAGCUAACGGCACUCUGUAUAGGUCGCAUUUAAAUAGUGGUUGAUUUUGGGGGUUAAAAUUCUAGGAUAGGUCUGGAUUUUUCUUAAUAUACUACUCAUAAGCCACUUAUACCUGCAGCUGUUGGUCACUGUAAUCAUUCCUCCUCUCCAUACUGGCUGUCACAUUAAUCUUAUAAAGUGACUACACUGUAAAAGAUGGAGGACAAAAUCUACAGGCUUAGUCCCUCACACACUCCUGGUCGCUGCAUGGAAGUCAGUUAGUUUCCAGGACAAAGACACAUUCUUCAUUUGUCCUCAUCUGAGCGUUCUCAGAUAGCCAAGGAAAGAUUACAACCGCCACUAACUGCUGCUGUGUACGUAUGGAAGUCACUUACAUCCAUCACAAGUCUACCAGUCCUGUUCAGUCACUAUAGGCUACUGCACAGUCAAAAGUGGCCAUUGAUAGUUUGAUGGAAACAGCUGCUGAGUGAUCCUCCAGAUUGUCUUGACUCUUUAAGAGCCUUUAGAGACUUUUCUAGACUUUUUUUUUUUUUUUUUUUUUUUCUUGGUCAGGAUUUUAAAUGUUAAGAUUUGAAGUAACUAUUCAGUUCAGUUUUCUUCUGCUCUUUGCAGCAGGGGGUUGCUACUAUUUUUUUCUAAAGUGAGCACAGAGGUAACUGCUCUUAGGCAUAAACCUUAAUCUUGGGAGUAUCGGCUUCACGAUACAAACAAGGCUCCAGUGUAAAAUGUAAAUGAACUAGCAGCAACGAGAAGUGGCGUCGAACGUUGCGCGAACUGUAUCGAGCGAGCGUCGGACGGUCGUUACUGAACAAAGUAGAAAUAACAGCAGAUGAGAUGUUUUGAACUUUUUUUGAUAUUUUUUAAUGUUGUGAAAAUAGGGGCUGGGUACCCCUAGCUCUCGUUACUCAUUCCAGUUAUAUCGGUGGUUUUAUCGUGGUUGUUUGGGGGAGGGGUAAGGGGAGGGGGAUGUAGGUUUGGCGGGGAUUUGCGAACCAGGGUCGGGAAAGACUUUAGUUUCCGUCUUUCUCUUAUUUAUUGAUGUCUUCUUCUCUUUUUUUUUUUUUUUGUUGUUGCAGAUGUUGUCGUGUGUGCGCGCGGCUCUUUUUGAGGUGGAUGUAUUGUUUACUGAGAGAGAUCGCUCUGUGCAACGUUCACGUCAUCGUCGCCUCUCUCUCUCUAUCUCUCUCUCUUUAACCAGAAUGGUCUUUCUUUUCUUUUCUUUUGGCCACGGUACUGUCUCCUCCUUCAAAUAACUUCUUUAAUCUUGAUACUGUCUCUCGCUGGGGCAUUUUCUAACCGCGGUUUCUUUUCAACGUCUCAGACACACGAAAUAGGUAUCAAACUUUUUAAGCAACAUAGGGUUUCACUACGAUAGCAUUUGUUUAAUGCGACACUUCAACAAUACUGUAAAUUUUCUCGUUUGAUUGGGGCGCAUUGCAUUGCCUCUCCUGUUGAUAUUUAAGUGUAGAUAUAAGUAUUGCUGAAUGAAACAAACCCCGUCUUUUGUAAAAAAAAAACAGCUGCUUUCUGUGUGUAACCUUUCAGCAAUAGUAAGGACAGAAUGUUAAAUUCCAUAAAGCGAGAGCAGCAGUGCUUUACAAUAAUGUUGGACCAGGUUUCCUUUGAAUCACCACUCGGAGGACUAGUGGACGACUAUUUCCCUGAUCAGAAAUGUUGAUUGAUUUCGGUUCAGCCUUGUGUUAAAAGUGGCCCGCCCCCCCCUAAAGAGGACAUGUUGUAUGUAAAGGAGGGAACAAGUGCCACAGUUACUGGAGACCCCCAAUGAAAUGGACCUGCUUCAUGACACAUACAAUAACAGUGAGCUGCCUGUGGAGACCCACAGGGGGCAGCGUAGUGGGGGGGGAGAACCACACUCAACACGGCUGUUUUAUUUCAGAGAUGAUGAUGAUGAUGAUGAUGAUGAUGGUGGUGAGAGAGCUGUAUCAGAGUAGGGUUUUUGUUGUUGUUGUUGUUUUUUUCAUAUCUGUAGGUGAAUUGCAAUAUUGUGUUAAUAGUUUCUGAGGUGUCAGGGGUGUUCAGUUUGCAAUAAAUGGUAUAUUCUGCUGUGUACAGUUACAUUUUUUUUUUUAAUUACAAAAAUUUUACCUGUUUAUAUUUUUUGUGUGAUGUUUCAAAAAAGAACAAAAUUAUUUUAAAGUGUAAAGGAAAUCUUAGUAUUUUUUUAGUUUUUUUGUCUUAAAAUAUUGAUGCAGGAUUUAUUCUUUAAAUAAAUAAAUAAAUUCA
Molecule: messenger RNA, 7406 nt
Organism: Scomber scombrus (Atlantic mackerel)
Lineage: Eukaryota; Metazoa; Chordata; Actinopteri; Scombriformes; Scombridae
Gene: araf
Product: A-Raf proto-oncogene, serine/threonine kinase
Exons: 16
Coding region: 135-1967 (610 amino acids)
Biological process (GO): signal transduction; protein phosphorylation
Cellular component (GO): mitochondrion; cytosol
Molecular function (GO): protein kinase activity; ATP binding
Source: RefSeq, a predicted model, not a curated record